Lineus longissimus is the source of this 4300-nucleotide messenger RNA. RefSeq names its product Y+L amino acid transporter 2-like. The record is from RefSeq and is a predicted model, not a curated record. Lineage: Eukaryota; Metazoa; Nemertea; Pilidiophora; Heteronemertea; Lineidae. The transcript is spliced from 11 exons. Gene Ontology annotation, biological process: amino acid transmembrane transport. Bases 135 to 1781 code for a protein of 548 amino acids. Gene Ontology annotation, cellular component: membrane. Gene Ontology annotation, molecular function: L-amino acid transmembrane transporter activity.
UGGUAGUGAGAAUGACAGCUGAAAUGACACCGACUGCUCCCGAGUUUUCCUCCAAAUAAUCGCUUCAAAAAAAUGAUGGCCAACUUUCAAAUUCUUCCUAUUAGUCUUCCAAUCAACUGAACUGAAUUUCUAAGAUGAGUAUUCGUCUGAAGAGCCCGUUAAAGAGACGUCACCACCGAGGGAAACCGAAACAUCGGGAAUUUUCCGAUGUGCCGCUCCUCUCGCAAUCCUCAACGUCCGACACUGAAAGUUACUCAUCGAGUAUCCAUAGCGAUGACCAAGAAUCAGAGGAAAACCGCCAGCAAGCGACGACGUUAGGCCUCGAUAUCCACGAUGCUAAACCUUUAGAAGAGAUCCUCCUAAAUGAUGAAUCGACGAAAUAUGUCCGCCUGAAACGUCAGCUCGGACUCCUGAGUGCGAUAAGCGUUAUCGUGAACUCUAUGAUCGGUAGUGGGAUAUUUGUAAGCCCCAAAGGUGUGAUCUUGCACGCCGGGUCCAUAGGGCUAUCGAUGAUAGUAUGGACGAUAUGUGGUAUGUUCUCCCUAGUAGGAUCGCUAUGCUAUGCCGAACUGGGGACGUCUCUACCAUAUUCUGGUGGCAUUUAUAUCUAUAUCAAUGAAAUAUUUGGUGGACUGCUGGCUUUCUUGACCAUGUGGAUCUCGGUCCUGAUUCGAUCUCCAGUCGGUGCCGCUGUCGUCUCACUCACCUUUGCAUUUUACACGGUGCAGAACUUCUUUGAGGGAUACCCAGUUCCACAGUCGGCAACACGGUUGAUAGCAGCAGUUUUGAUAUUGUUCCUGACCUUUAUCAACUGUUACAACGUUAAGCUCGUGACGAGAUUACAGACUUUCUUCAUGUUUGGGAAACUUCUGGCUCUCGGGCUGAUUAUUGUGAUGGGAAUUGUCCAGCUGUGUAAAGGUCGAACUGAGAACUUCCAUGACAUGUUCCAGGGGACAACUCAUGAUCCUGGCCAGAUAGCCCUAGCCAUCUAUGCCGGGAUGUGGGCAUAUUCAGGCUGGGACAUGGUGAAUUGCUUGACAGAGGAGAUAAGAAAUCCCUCGCGAACUCUUCCCAUUGCAAUUGCCAUCGCCAUACCGCUGGUCACAAUCGUUUAUUUAUUGACAAAUCUGGCGUACUUCACGGCCUUGACCCCGCAGGAAAUGAUAGCGUCAGACGCAACAGCCGUGGUGUAUGCUGGAAGGGUGCUAGGACCAAUGGCUUGGAUAAUGCCUGUGUUUGUCGCCAUGUCAACCCUUGGUAGUGUCAAUACAUUAUUAUUGUCUUGUUCAAGAGUCCUGUUCGCUGGUGCUAGAGUUGGCCAUCUGCCUUCCUAUGUGUCCAUGGUCAACCCGAAAUACCUUACACCUAUGGUUACACUUCUAGUCCUUUGCUUUUUCAGUCUGUGUAUGCUGGUGUCGUCGGACGUCUACAAAAUGAUCACAUACUUGGAGUUCAUAGAAUCAAGCCUUCUCGCCGUGCCGAUUAUUGGGAUGCUAUACCUCAGAUGGAAACAACCAGAACUCGAAAGACCAUUAAAGGUGUGGUUGUUUAUCCCAGCCAUGUAUCUUCUCAUUGCCUUAUUCCUGGUGAUCUUCCCAUGGUAUGACAGCCCGGUGGAGACCGCUAUCGGCGUUGCCAUGGUGGUCUCCGGGAUACCAGUCUACUUCGUUAUGUUCAAGUGGGAGAAGAAACCGAAGUGGAUUGGGAGAAGUUCAAUCCAUGUGCAGAGGUUCCUCCAGAAGUUGUUUUAUCUGCUGCCAGAGGAUAACCAAUAUGAUUAGGAAGAAUUCAGGUGUGACAAGAAAUAAGUCGGCAAAUAUCGGUGGACAGAAUCAAAUUUCUUUAUAAAAGUGGAAAAUAAAGAAGAUGUUGAUGCUAUUGGAUGCUUUCUGUUAUAAGAUGCAUGUGAUGUAAACUAUAAAGCCUGGGGAAAUAAAGAAGACUUUAACCCGUUUACAGCGGAUGACGUGCAUGUCAUGUGACAUGUCACAUCAGGUGCGGUCCCGUGCAUAGCAUGUCAUAUACCUUUGUGACUUUAAUUCAUCAGCACUGGCCCUUAGCCUUUCUUAACAUGCUAUAAACACUUGUAAAACAUCAGUUUGUUCCAAAUGUUGUCAAAGGCGACACUUUUGAAUGCUUGGUUAGGUGCCACCACUGUUUAGCGGUGCUAUGGACAGCUUAGAUCUGGUUUGUGCAGGCCGAAUGAUGCUUUCAGCAGCGAAAGGGAAAUUAAUGAGAGAAAGCGUUAAAGAAGGACCCUGAUGGUAUCAAUUGGUUAUUGGCAUCGCUUGAACAUUUUCCAGUUAAUCAAAGCAUUUACUGUUACUAGUCUACAUUCCUGCAAUCCACUGAAGUUGACAUAAUUAUCAAAGAAAAUUUACAUGGUAGUUUUUGUUGAGUAUAGAUCGACAUUCCUGAACCCCACUGAUGUGUUCACUCUCAGAUGUACAGUAGAACCUCUCUAUUAUGGACACUCUCGUGACUGACAAGUGAUGUCCUUAAUAGAGAGGUGUCCUGAUUAGAGAGGUCAAUUUGAAAAGAAACAACCAAUUUGGGACCAAAACUAGAGUCCUUAUUAGAGAAGUGUUUGGAGGGAAGGAGGUUCUUCUGUAUUCCAGUAGGAUUGUUCCUACUUGCAUCGUUUGGUUGAAUUGUCACAAUAACAUAUGCCAUAUACAGGUAUAAUAUUUAGGAUGCAUUUCAGAUAACAGCUGUUUCUACUUAAAAAUUAACCACUUACGAAGGCAAAUACAGCUAUGAAAAUUCUAUAUAUAGAAUUCCUUUACAAAAUCUAUUAAAAAAUUGGUAUAUGAAAAAGCGCCAUAGAUAUUUCUGUAUAGAAAUUCAAUGAUCCAGUUAGGAGAAGCUGUGGUCCUGCUGGAAGCCAUUUUUGUAUCGAAAACCAACAUGUCUUAUUCCCAAGUUGACCCUAUAGUGAAUUGUUGACUGUGAUAUUUGUUGUAAGCAGUUUACGGUGUUAUAACUAGGAUAUAUUAGAAGGAAAUAAAUAUAUUUGUUAGGUUUGCUGUUGUUGAGGACGAAUGGUACUCGUUAUAGUCAUAAAACAAUUGCCACUUGUUAGUCAUUUAUCAGACAGGUUUAAUAUUGAAUUUGAUAAGUUAUGCAGACUGAUCAGUAUUGUUUGCAGUGUAAAGACUUGUCCUUGUGCUAGUUUAUUAUCUUGCUUUUGCUCCAUUUUGCAUCCAUUUAUGUAUCCUGCUGGUGCCAUUUAGUGUCAUUGUCUCUGGUGUGGGGGCAGCAGCAGUUGGUUGUGAUGGCUUGUGAGUAAUUAUUUGUAAUUCAGUGGCUGCUCGCAGAGAUAACUUUCGUGCAUUCGAUCUUCGUUGUGGGAUCAAUUCAGACAGAUUAUGAGCAUGUUUAAUACCAAUAAUUAUGGCUUUAAGCUUUAGAGUUGUGAUUUAGCUUACUGGUAUGGUUUUUUUAUCAACCGUUUUCUUGAAUCUUCCUUUAUAUUAAAGUACAAACACAGGUAGAACUCUCUGCUACGAAACCUAUGUUCUGGGGAGGUUUUUGUGUUGAAAUUACUGAGUGGGCGUUCCAGUUGAUGUGCUUACAGUAUGUAUAAAUACCUUUGAACUUAAUUUGUCAACCAGGAUGAUGUUGGGCAAAACUGACUUAUUAUAAAGAUAACCACCCAAAAUUGUGAUUUUAAGCCAUAAAAUGACUCUCCAUAUCAGUUUUUGGGGAGGGGGGGGGGGGCAGAAUUCAAUGCUUAGUUCAGCCUGUUGAUAGAAUUUUUAAUUGUCUCGUGCCAAAUCAUUUUUUUGAUUAGAUCUAUUUAUUCUAAAUGUCUUAUUUACUUCAAAUUACUGUAAAACUGGUGAGGGGCUGUUCCAUCUCUAGGUGGCAGCACUGGUUCUGUUAUGAUGAGUUCCACUAGACAGGUACUGCCACCUCAAAGGCCUGGUUCAUUCAUGUGGCCUUGGAGGAAUUAUACUUGACAAGUAUAAUUCCUCCAAGAUGUGGCCAACUGGUAAUAAGGAAUUAACAUGUCUUUAAUGCAGUAACAAGAAAUGCUAGUUUGAUGAAACUUGGCAUGUGUUGUGUUUUUAUGUCAAUGUUCAGUGACAGUAUUGUUAAAAUUAAGACUCAGUGUGUGUUGACAUAAUUCAAAAAUCACAAAUUGCUUAAUUUGAAAUAUUGAUUGACGGACCUAGCAUUUAAAAGUCACGAUGACCCCUGUCUGAUUUUACAGUAGCUGUAUGUUUUUUGUCUGGAUGCUGGUUUAUAGUGAGAAAAUGGUAUAUAUUUAUUGGAUGGAAUAAAAGUUUUAUUUGUA